CUGAAGCAUAGCCCUUAUAGUUUAAAAUCCAAGAAUGUAUUCUCUUACGUUUAUAGCAAAUGGACCUAGGUUGUCCGAAGAAAAUAACCGUGAUAUUGAAGAGUUUGUCACGACGAGGUUGCAAGUGUCUGUGUUGACAAAGACCCAGCUUUCGGCGAACAGAGUGAUAGAUUUUCAAAUCGACACCAACGUCCCCGAACUUGUUUCCGCUCUCGUAAAGAAAGAAGCUGCGUCCAAGACGUAUGACAUUAUCUUUCAGCUUGCAUCUGAGAGAAAAAACAAGAAGUUGUUUAUUUUCGACAUGGACUCCACUUUGAUUUACCAGGAGGUGAUUGAGUUGAUCGCUGCGUACGCCGACAUCGAAGACAAGGUAGCUGAGAUUACUGAAAGAGCCAUGAAUGGAGAGCUUGACUUUAAUGAUUCAUUGAGAGAAAGAGUACUUUUGCUAAAGGGUAUCGAUGCCUCUACUCUUUGGGAUGAAUUGAAAGACAAAAUUAAGAUUACCAAAGGAGCCCGUGAGCUUUGCAAGGCCUUGAAAAAACUUGGCGUCGUUAUGGGCGUUUGUUCUGGAGGAUUCAUUCCAUUAGCUUCAUACGUGAAGGAACAGCUAGGUUUGGAUUACGCUUUUGCCAACACUCUCGGUGUGGAUGAGCAAUCUAAGCUUGACGGCACCACCAGAGGAUACAUCGUGAACGGUGAAAAAAAGGCAGAGCUUUUGCUAGAAAUUGCUUCGAACCAUAACAUCGACCCCAAAACUGCCGUUGCUGUAGGAGAUGGCGCGAACGACUUGAAAAUGAUGAGCACGGGUGGCUGGGGUGUGGCUUGGAAUGCCAAGCCAAAGGUGCAAAAAGAAGCACCCAGCUGUUUGAACUCUGAUUCCUUACAAGACAUAUUGUACAUAAUGGGGUUCUAUGACUCGGAGAUCGCCGCUCUUCUCACUUGAGUCUAGGCACUACAUAGAUUAGAGCACGCUACCGGUACUUGGAUUUGAACUAUUAAUAGAAAUGAAUAUCGGAUGUUCCAAUUUUCGUUUUUUUGUUUGACUGGAAGAUCAUACAUGCUUUCCAACUGCGUUUAC
Molecule: messenger RNA, 1078 nt
Organism: Metschnikowia bicuspidata var. bicuspidata NRRL YB-4993
Lineage: Eukaryota; Fungi; Ascomycota; Pichiomycetes; Serinales; Metschnikowiaceae
Gene: SER2
Product: phosphoserine phosphatase
Exons: 1
Coding region: 35-943 (302 amino acids)
Biological process (GO): L-serine biosynthetic process; dephosphorylation
Cellular component (GO): cytoplasm
Molecular function (GO): L-phosphoserine phosphatase activity; magnesium ion binding
Source: RefSeq, a predicted model, not a curated record